Ilex paraguariensis (yerba mate) is the source of this 1522-nucleotide messenger RNA. NCBI's taxonomy places the organism in Eukaryota, Viridiplantae, Streptophyta, Magnoliopsida, Aquifoliales, Aquifoliaceae. The record is from the annotation of a GenBank genome assembly.
AGAGAGAGAGAGAGAGAGAGAGAGAGAGAGAGAGAAUCGCUUCGUAUAUAAGCCACCGAAGCUCAGGGCAUAUAUAUUGUAGAUUGUAGAUAGAGAGAGAACAUUCAGGGAGAGAUAAGGAGAGAGAGGGGGUGACAGAGAGAGAGAGAGGCUUUCGGCUUUUUGUUUCAGACACAGAGCGCCGACGGCCAUGGCAGAGUCAAGCGAUUCCGUUUCUGUUGAUAUGGAGACUAUCUAUCUUGGCGGAAAGGAACAUAUUGUACGGACUGGCCGUGGCUCUGUGUCUGUUAUUGUGUACGGAGACCAAGACAAGCCAGCACUGCUUUCUUAUCCUGAUUUAGCUCUAAAUCAUAUGUCUUGUUUCCAAGGAUUGUUCUUCUGCCCUGAAGCAGCUUCUUUGCUGCUCCACAAUUUCUGCAUUUACCAUGUCAGUCCUCCUGGGCAUGAGUUGGGAGCUGCAGCAAUUAGUCCCAGUGAACCCGUGCCUUCUGUAGAUGAUUUGGCGGAUCAAAUCAUCGAGGUUCUUAACUAUUUCAGGAUUGGUGCAGUGAUGGGCAUGGGAGUAAUGGCUGGUGCUUACGUCCUCACCCUAUUUGCAAUGAAAUAUAGGGAGCGGGUUCUUGGUUUGAUACUCAUUUCCCCACUAUGCAAAGCACCCUCUUGGUCUGAAUGGUUGUAUAAUAAGGUGAUGUCAAAUUUGCUAUAUUACUAUGGCAUGUGUGGUUUGCUAAAGGACUGUUUGCUUCACCGGUACUUUAGCAAGGAAGUUCGCGGAAAUGCAGAAGUCCCGGAAUCAGACAUAGUUCAAGCAUGCAGAAGAUUGCUGGAUGAGAGGCAGAGCGUAAAUGUUUUGAGGUUUCUUCAUGCAAUUGACAGGAGACCUGACAUCACCGGGGGAUUGAAAAGACUAAAAUGUCGAACACUAAUAUUUGUUGGGGAUAACUCUCCUUUUCAUGCGGAGGCUCUCCACAUGACCGCAAAACUGGAUAGAAGAUACAGUGCCUUGGUUGAGGUGCAGGCUUGUGGAUCAAUGGUGACCGAAGAGCAGCCGCAUGCAAUGUUGAUACCCAUGGAGUACUUUCUCAUGGGGUAUGGAUUGCACCGACCAAGCCAGUUCAGUGGCAGCCCGAGGAGCCCUCUCAGCCCAUCUUGCAUUGCACCGGAGCUUCUCUCUCCGGAAAGCAUGGGCUUGAAGCUAAAACCAAUCAAGACCCGUGUCCGCCCCGUGUCCUGAGUGCAGAUAGAUAAUGUUGGAUUCAAACUUAUGACAAGUCUGCAUAGAAAUUAUUUUUUGUUUUUAUUUUUUUGAUUUGUGAAGAAGGGUAGAUACGGUUGUAGAUAUAGAGGGUGAAAAUUCUUUCAUGGACAUAGGGAGGGAGAUUUGGAUUCAUUCAUCUGUAGUCAGUCAUAAAGAAGAUGUCUUGAAGCUGUAUUUGUAUAUCUUAGAAGGGACAUUUGUUUAUGAUGAUGACGAGCUACCAAUAAUUGAGAGGUGAUCAUGCCAUCUCUCUCUCUCUUCCUC